ACUCCAAAGUCCUCAAUCCAAAAUUCAAUUUAAAAUCCGAAAAUUUUAAAAGUAAAAUCUAGACCCAAAUCCCUAAUUCGAAAAUCUAAACCAAAAAAGUUCUCUUUCAAUUUUGGUCAAACCAUAUACAUGUCCAACCCUAAAUUGUAAAUUUUGAUGAUGCUAUUUGCACCUAAUGGACUAACCAAAGUCCAAAGUAAACAUUCGGGCUUUCUUUCAUACACACGCUUACAAUUAACAAGUACCUGACAUGACAUGUUCUCUUGCCGCUAUUUGUUUGAAGUUCUUGAGUUUCUGUCUUUGAAACUGCCCAUGUCUGAAUUUUCAAGCUAUACUCUUCUUUAAUAUUCACUUCAUUAUUAAUGUUACACUGCUAUCAAAACACCCUUUCACUUCAACAGCUAUAGAGUUGCAAUAACUUUGGCUGUUCAAGCUUUACUUUUUUCUUCAUGGGCUUUGGUUUACUACCCAAAAAAAUCUUGAUAACAUAAAUUGGGUUUCUUUAAAAGGCAGUUUUUUUUUUUUUUUUUUGGACUAAAAAGAAAAGUCCAUAUUUGUCUACUUUUCUUGAAUAUACUUUAUUUAAUUUUCUUAAUGUUAAACUGCUAUGGAAAGACCCUUUAAUUUGUAUGAUUAUUUGAGUGUUGAAGCUUUAGUUUUUUCUUCAUGGGUUUUGAGUUGUUACCCAAAAAAUCUUCUGUUGAUUUGAUAUUGAGGGGUUUACAUGAAUUGGGUUUCCAUAAAAGGCAGUUUUUUGUUAAAAAAAGAAACUUUUGCAGAAAGUAUUUUGCUGCUUCUUCAGUAGAAUUGUCAGAAGAUUCUUGUUCCAGUUCAAAUGGUGAAAGCAGUAUGGAAAAUGAAGAAGUAUUUGUUGCUCCAUAUAGUUGCAGAGAAAGAAAGUUGUUGUCAGUUGUUACAAGAAUUUGCAAGUCUUUGAGUUGGAAAGUUGCAAAAGAGUUACCUUUUAGAAGUUCUAUGAAGAAAUAUGGUUUUACUCAUUCGAUAAAUGGAUUUAGGAUGAUUAUACAUACUUUCGCGUUCGCAGGGAUGCGUAUGGAGGUCUAUGCAUUGCUUAAAGACAUUGUUUUCUACUUUCUGGAAGUUGGUUUUGACUUGUAUAAGAUAUUCCAUCUUUUUACAACAGAAUCGGUUUUCGUGGCUGAUGUACUUAUCAAAUUGUUUGCUGCAAAUAAAAUGCUUGAUUGUGCAAUUGAUGUUGUUAAACAGGCUAGGAAAAUUGGGCUUGAACCAGGUAUUUUUUCGUGUAAUUUUUUACUAAAAUGCUUGGUGGAAGCUAAUAUGAAGGAGCAUGUUCUAAAUUUAUUUGAAGAAAUACAAAGCUUUGGACCAUUGCCUAAUUUAAGGACCUACACAAUCCUGAUGAACUUUUACUGCAGUUACCAUAUAGAUAAAGAAGUAGCCCAAAAGAUUCUGGAAGCAAUGCAGAAAAGACAGAUUAGUCCUUCUGUUGUUACAUAUAGUACAUACAUUCAUGGACUUUGUAGAGUUGGGGAGACUGAUUUUGCUCUGCGCUCCGUUCGGUAUCUGAGAGAUAACAACGAGCCAUUAAAUUGUUACUGUUACAAUGCUAUUAUUCGCAGAUUUUGUGCUACAGGCGAGGUAAGUAGAGCUAUAAGCAUUUUUGACGAAAUGAAGAGUUGGGGAAUUAUACCAGAUCUCUGUAGCUAUAGCAUUCUGAUUGAUGGAUUAUGCAAAUGCCUGAAUCUUGAGAAGGCUAUAAAUUUAAUUGAGGAGAUGAAAGCUAAUAACAUAAAGCCUACCAUAGUUACAUAUACCUCACUUCUUAAUGGAUUCUGCAAAAUUGGAGCGAUGGAAAUAGCUAUUAAAACGUUUUAUGAGCUUGAGAAUUCUGGAUACAAAUUUGAUCAGCUUGCUUACAGUAUUUUAAUAAAUGGAUUUUGUGCUCAAGGAAAUCUCACUUCAGCCUAUAAGCUACUGGUGGAGAUGAUCAAUAAAAAAUUGGCUCCGGAUACUUCACAUUAUAAGCGAUUAAUUCGUUGUUUCUGCCAGAUGGACUCUUCUAAUAAAGUCGAGUAUUUAACUAUGAUGGUACAAGAAGGUUACUUGCCUGACACUAUUACCUGCGAUUUCAUGGUUAAUUGGUACUGUACUGAAGGGAGAGUGGCAGAAGCUUUGCAACUGAUUGAUAAAAUGGUAAACCAAGGGAUCACAUUAAAUAAGUAUGCCUAUAAUGCAGUGAUUAACAGACUUUGCAAAGAUAGAAAACCAGAAAAGGCCAUGGAAGUAAUUCCAAUAAUGCUUAAGAGGAACACAUUGCAUGUUGCAAGUUGGAACACUCUUAUUGAUGGUUUUGCUAAAAAGUCCGAUUCAAAGAAGGCAUAUAUGUUGCAUGAGAAAAUGCAAAAGCUUGGGAUUAAUCCUGACAUCAUCACGUGGACAAUUCUUGCUAACAUAUUAUGCAUGACAGGCCAAGUGGGAAAAGCCAAUGAACUUCUGAGAGAUAUGAUUAUGAUGGGAUUGAAUCCUGAUACUAUCUCUUACACCUCCAUGAUAGCUGGCUUUUGUAAAAAUGGAUAUGUGAAUGAGGCCUUCAAAUUGUUCAACAAAAUGCCAUGUAUGCCUUCUGUUGUUACUUACAAUUGCCUCAUUAAUGGAUGUUGCCAGGUAAAUAGCAUUGAUAAGGCUUUAAUCUUGUAUCGGAGAAUGCAGAAAGUUGGGGUUACUCCAGACAUCAUCACAUGCACAAUUCUUAUUAAUGCACUAUGCAAGAGGAGCAAAGUGAGUGAGGCUUUUGAAUUGUUCAAGGAGAUGCCAUCAAAGAUGCCCUCUGUUGUUACCUAUAGUUGCCUGAUUGAUGGAUUUUGCAAGGAAGGUCGAAUGGACAGGGCCGAAAUGCUGCUAGAUGAAAUGCGAAUACAGAAUGUCUCUCCUGAUGCCAUAACUUAUUACAUAAUGAUAUGUGGAUACAAAAGACUUGGACAAUUGGAUCUAGCUUAUGAUAUAUUUUAUGAGAUGAUAGAUGAAGGUAUCUUGCCGGAUGUUUUCUUCAAAACCCUAGGGCUUAAACAGAUUGGAUAAAAACAUGAUGUCAAAUAAAAGCUUAUUGGAGUGUUCGGAAUCUCUAUACACUUCACAGUGUGUUGGUUCAUGGUGGUGGUGUGCAUGGUGGACAUUAUUAUGCUUUCAUCAGGCCAACACUGUCAGAGCAAUGGUAUAAGUUUGAUGAUGAACGGGUGACAAAAGAAGACAUUACGAGGGCUCUAGAGGAACAAUAUGGUGGAGAGGAGGAGUGACAAGGAUAAAUAAUCUGUGAUGUCAGUGAGAAGGACAUUGCGGAACACCUUAGGAUAAGUUUGAAGAAAGAACAAGAAGAGAAGGAGGACAAGAGAAGAUACAAAGCACAAGCCCACCUUUAUACAAUCAUCAAGGUCAUUUUCAAAUGUGUUAAGUGUCCGAUAAUAAGUUCUCUCCUUGAAUAUGCUGGUAUAUACCAACAACAACAACAACCCAGUGAAAUCCCACAACGUGGGGUCUGGGGAGGGUAGAGUGUACGCAGACCUUACUCCUACCAAGGUAGGACGGCUGUUUCCGAAAGUUUUUAAGGAGGAGGUUGCAAAAGAAUAGGGUAUCCCAGCUCAGUUCCAGCGUUUUUGGAUUUGGGCAAAGCGGCAAAAUCACAUUUAUCGGCCCAAUCGCCCACUAACUUCGCAGGAGGAACUACAAACAUCUUUAUGUAGGUAUACUUAUCCAAUAGAUUGACUGCAUAGGAUCCUGAGCGUACACAAACAAUUAAAUUGAUGCCUCAUUCAUAUUUUGAUCAUCUCGGAUACUGCUCGAGUAUGUGAAUUUGAUCUUCAGUUCUGGUGCUUAAAACAUUUCAGUUUAUCCAGGCUGGUCAGUAAAGGGAAGUUUCUAACAAGACCAACAAUGCCAAGUUAAAAUUAUUCUUGGAAGUGGACUUUGGCCUGGUACCUUCCUUAACUAUCUUAUAGAUCAUAAAUUGUCAUGGAUUACUUUCCUUUAUUGACAGGUGCUUUUUUGCCUUAUACUCUACUAUACUUUAACUCGUUUAAUAUUUCAGGAUCUCAGUCCUGGUCCUCCACCUGAUAAAAGUAAAGAUGAUAUACUCCUUUUUUUUUUUUUUUUUUUUUGAGAAGAAUAUAUACUCCUUUUCUUUAAGCUUUAUGAUCCUGAGAAAGAAGAGCUGUGGUAAGUCGUUUGCUCUUAAAGGAGCCCACAUGGCAGAUAUUUUUUUUUGGCAAGGUCUAACAACAAGAUUUAUUCCCUUUUUGUAUUUCCAGUUAUGUUGGUAGGCUUUUCGUGAAGAAUACUAGUAAGCCAAUUGAAAUACUUCCAAAACUUAACGAGUUGGCUGGAUUUGCUCCUGACCAAGAAAUUGAACUUUGUGAGAUUGAAGAUGGGGAUAUUCUGUGCUUUCAGAAGAACGCUUCUCCUGAAGUUGAAGAACAAGUCCGAUUUCCAGACGUUCCUUCAUAUCUGGAGUAUGUAAAAAAUCGCCAGAUUGUACAUUUCAGAGCGCUGGAGAAACCGAAGGAGGAAGAUUUCUGUUUGGAGUU
Molecule: messenger RNA, 4559 nt
Organism: Lycium barbarum (goji berry)
Lineage: Eukaryota; Viridiplantae; Streptophyta; Magnoliopsida; Solanales; Solanaceae
Product: pentatricopeptide repeat-containing protein At1g62914, mitochondrial-like
Exons: 11
Coding region: 667-3060 (797 amino acids)
Molecular function (GO): protein binding
Source: RefSeq, a predicted model, not a curated record